GAGGUGGAGGUGAGAGUGGGAGUUGUUCCGUGUAGUGUCCCGGCUGGAGAAGGAAGAGCAGGGAACUGGGAACCUGCAAAGCAGAGAUCGCUGUACCAGAAUAAGCUGUUGGGGUAUGAGGGCUGGGAGCUGAGCUCCCUGAAGCAGCGGUGAAGGCAGCGGCGGCGGCAGCGCAGCUUGGUCUCUGGCCCCUUCACUCGGCGCCUUCUGCAGCCACCACUGCAGCCGCGCGGCGGGGGCUCCCUCCCUGAAGCCCGCUGGCGGCUCCAGCUGUGUGCCUCUGCGAAGGAAAGGGUUCCUGGAGACUGAUUGGAGGCGAGAGCGGAGAAGACCUCCCCAGCUGCACUGGCUCCCUGGCCCUCUUGCUUGCCAGCAGUCACCUCCUCAGUCCUCGGCUGGCGUACGCACUCCCUCCUGUGCAGGGAGUAGUUUUGGGUGCCGUGGGCUCUGUCCUCUUCUUGGCUGGUGGGAACGGUGUGUCGGAGAUAGGAAGCCUGGUGGACCCGGCCCCUCCCAGCCCAGCGCCGAUGAGUGCCCGGGCACCCAAGGAGCUGAGGCUGGCGCUGCCGCCGUGUCUCCUCAAUCGGACCUUUGCUUCCCCCAACGACAGCGGCAGCGGUAACCCGGGUGCCCGCAGUCCGGGCGCAGGCGGUGGAGGUGGCAGCACCUGCAUCACGCAGGUGGGACAGCAGCUUUUCCAGUCCUUCUCUUCCACGCUGGUGCUGAUUGUCCUGGUCACUCUCAUUUUCUGCCUCAUCGUGCUGUCCCUCUCCACCUUCCACAUCCACAAGCGCAGGAUGAAGAAGAGGAAGAUGCAGAGGGCUCAGGAGGAAUAUGAGAGGGAUCAUUGCAGCAGUAGCCGCGGUGGAGGGGGGCUACCCCGGGCUGGUAGUCAGGUCCCAACUCAAGGAAAAGAAACCCGGCUGGAGAGGCAGCCCAGGGACGCCGCCUUCAGCGCCCACUCCAGCGCCACUGCCACUUCUUUCCCCUCCUCUUCAUCCCCCGGGCUUCCUGGCCAGGGUCCCUGUGCUCCUCUGCAGCCUCCACAGUCAGCGCCCCGUCCACACGGGGCACGUGCAAUCUCCUCUUCUUUGGACACAGCUGGCGAGGGCCUUUUGCAAACGGUGGUACUGUCCUGAUCGUGUAGCCCUUCUCCUCACUCCUUUCUUGUUUCCAGCAUCUUUGGCGUCCUUGCUUUUCUCCCUCCUUCCCUCCUUUUCCAUUUUCCUUUAGCCCUUCUUUCCUCUUUCUCCUUUCCUUAUCUCCCCACCCCCUCCACUCUGUUUCUCCUCCACCAAGGCACUGUGCGGUAUUUGUAAAUAUUGGGCGAGAAAAGUCUCGGAAGAAGAAAUAGUGCUGAUAAUUCUUUAUUAAUAUUUAUAGUAAUAUACUACUAAUAACACAAUCCAAGCGCAUGACAAAUCACACACUUUCUCAUUGUCAAGGAAGGAUGCAUCUUCUCUCUUCACCAUAUAUACCCCUCAGUAAGGAGAAACUGCACAAACUACCAAAUAUAUAAAAGGCAUUGGAACUUGGUACAAAAGGAAGGGAGGGGGCCGAGUAAUGUUGUACAUAGCUGUCAAGUUAAGGUACCCACCCCCCAGCUUUCAUUUUUCCUUUAGCUUCUCUCUCCUCUUUUUCCACUCUCAGCCAGGCUCAGGCAUAUUAUAUUACAAAGAAAAUUCUACAUUAAGCACCAAGACUACAAGGGGCCACAGAGAAAGUCCCAGAAAAAUGUUCAGGACAGAUACCCCUCUCCAGUCAGCCAUCUUCUCAUUCCUUGUUUAAUAACCAUUACUUAUUCCAGAACUGAGCAUUUUAGUUUAGUAAAUGUCUCUCACUGGCCGAGCAUAAUAAAGAGAUUUAAAUCUAUAAAUGAGGGUUUUUUUGUUUUUUUUGUUUUUUUUUUUAAAAAGACCCUACUGCUUUCCACUCCCUGCUCAAACCACUUGUCCACCUUUGAUGUGUGGCAUUUUUAGGAGUCAGAGGGCCUGGGCGCUGUCCGCCAAGGUCUGGUGCUGAAAUCGCCUCAGUCAUGGUUACAGCACUUCCUCUGAUUAUGAUGGUGGAGGAGGGGCUGUUUUGGAAAGUGACUAUACUGGCUUUUGGGUUUUUCCCCCUUCUUUUUCUACAGUCAGGUUAGCGUGUACUAUUGGUUUUCUUAUUAAAUGUUGCAUAAGUUACCCUUUUUGUGAAAAAAAAGUUAUUAGGUAAUGUGCAGUACUGAAAGUACAGUAUCUAACCAACCAGGAUGCUUCUGUUUUAUUUUUAGAAUGAAUGCACCUUUGUCAUAUACUUAUUAUAUUGGUACCAAAUACAGAAGAAAACUAGUUCUGUACUAAGUCCUCCAAACUGUAUAUUCUUGUUCGUACUUUCCAGCUGUUGAUAUAAUGGUUACCACUGGAUGAGGAACUCAGUGGUGCAGGGCUGGCUUCUGCUGUUUCUAGAAGUGUUCUUUUUGUACCUUACUCUGUAGUAGACUGUUAUAAAAAGAUGACACACAUGUUUUCCUUCUUCUUUUGCGAAUAACAGAACAACAACAAUAACAGAAGAUAAACAAAUAAUGGAUGUGCAGGAAUGCCAUCUAUUAAAAUGUGAUUAAUAUUUAAACAGUGCCUGUAGUUCUCCCUGCAUGCAGUUAAGUUACCACCUGGAGGCAGUGGUGUGUGAGCUUGCUUGUACUGUAUGUGUUUGGGGACAAAACUGGUGGGGUGUUGGGCAAUUUGGAUGACAGGACAUGAAAAUUUCAAAAGAAUGAAAGCAGCAAAUACUUAUGGGAUAAAAAUUUUUACAGCUUGUUUAGUUAAAAAAUCUGUGCUUGUGUCUGUGGUACAACAAAGAUGGGCUCUCUUUAUUAGUCUGGCUAGGUUAAUUUCUCUGAAUAUAUAAAAAAGUAUUGAGGAGAAAAAUAUUUUUUUCUGUCUUCUCAUGCCAGACAAGACCAUCUCUUUUAGAGGUGGGGUCUGCCUAGGAUUAUUUACCACUUUGUUGCCCUUGGAUUGAUGAUAGAAGGGGCCAGAAGCAAAUUAAAAUCUCAAGUAUAUGCAGUUGCAUCCCUUCUUGGGAACCAAUUCUUUGACAACUAUUGAAAUAUUUGUAAAAUUUAUGAAAGGGAAUGGUUUGCAAAAAGCUCAACAAAAAGAGUAUUUACUAUGUUUCUAGGUGUAAGACAACAGUGUCCCUAAAGUGCAUCCCUCUUCCAAGUAACUAGCGGUUCUAGAUUCACUGUCCUGGUUCCAGAAAUAUACGUUCUUAUCCAGAGAAAAUAUUAACAGUGCUAUUUUUGGUCAUUUAUUAAAUUGCCCAAGUUCAGUCUGCAUCUUUUAUAAGAAUGCUAAGCUUAAUUUUAACUACCCAUUAGGUAGUCACUCAUGCUCCUUCCUGAAGCACAGAUCAUUAUUUAAACAUCCCAUGUUGUAAUAUCAGGAAGACCAUGUUAUAGUCUUUGGAUACAAAAUAUUAAACAAUGAACCAGAUUCUCUCCAGUGCCUUAGUCACAUCCUAAUAAGUAAAAGAGUGCAUUAACUCCUUCAAGCCACUAGGGAAUCUGAUGGUGCAUCAGAGCUCUACACUGUACAUCAGAAUGACUAAGGCACUGUGAAGAGGAAAGUUCAUUAAUUUUUGUACCUUACCCAUGUCCAGCUUCAGCCCUUUAAUACCUUAUUAUAAAUGACUUUUGGAUUUGGAUGUAGAGUAGAAUCAAGAACCCAAAAGGGAGCAUCCUCAUUUCCAAUGAGCUCUACUAAAAUACAUGGAAAUUAAUUUUUCCCCUUAUUUGGUGCACUUUUUACAGUGAAUAAUUUCCCAUUUUAUUAAAGCAAUAAGAUAUUCAGUUGUGAGCUGUAUUGGAUGAUGAUUCCAUUUCCUUGGUGCUGAAGCUACUCAUAUGUUCUUGCCUUAUGAAUUAUAGUACAUUCAAGGCAUGCAAUAAUAAUCUCCUUCCAAGGAACAGCCUGUACACAGUGUAAGAUAAUAUCCUAUAUAGUUUUUUCCAAAUGAAUAGAAGAAGCAAGAGAUUUAAAAAAAUAGUGUAUAUUGUUUAAAUAUCUUAAUACCUCUAUACAUGGACCAUCUGUAAUAGACUGAUUUAUUGUGCACCUUUGCAUGUAUAUGCCUUUCUCCAUUAAUUUACUAUGGUUUAAUAUUUUAAUACUAUCCUCUGAGAAAAUGAUACCAUUUUUAAUCAAAUUUCAUAUUACUUUUAAUAUACUCAGAACCUUAGGCUUCUGAUGGUAUCAGGUAAGAUUUUAAUGAGAUAGAAAGAGAAUUACAUGAAAUUCUAGUAAGCCAGUCCCCACACCAAAUUAUUGCAAUAAGCACAUAUUCAAGCAGUUUAUAUAAACUCUGUAUAAAACACUGCUUCUUAUAGAGCUCAGUUGACAGUCCCAGGAGUUUGGGGUGCUACCAACAGGGAAUUUUGGUCUUUGUUUAUAUGAAAUAAAAGGCACUCUGAAAAUAGCUAAAUUUAAGGAUUUUAUUCACUGAUGUCCCGUCAAACUAAUUGCUUCAAACCCCUAUAGCUAUAGUUCAACUUCUGCUCUUGCUAUUCACUAUUAAUAAGGUGGCAUGCUUGAUUUUUAUUGUUUUGAAAAAUGAGAAAAUUGGAGAGAGAAUGACAUUUAUGUAAACUGUAUGAGACUCUAAAUCUUAAAGAUAUAGAUGGAUAUAAUCUUUAGAAUUUAUAUACACCCAUAGAUAUGUAUUUAUAUAUGCAUACAUUUUGUACAAAUUUACAAUGGACUUUUUGUAUUCUCUUUUCUGUCAUUACAAGAAUGAGAUGGUAACCAAAUAGCUGUUCCAUUCUCUUAUCCAGAGAGGAUACUGAGAAGUCAGGUAUAUGCAUGCGAUUGUUUCUCUGGGGUGAAAUCUGAAUGACUUUCCUUAUUUAAUGAAAGGGGAAAGAAUCUUAGUUGACUUUGGAAAUUGGUAAUUAGAUAAGCUUUAUUUCCUAUGCUAGUGACUCAAAUGUAGCAAUUAUAAUAAAGUUAUGGCCAUAUCAAUGUGGUCCAACUAUCUAGAUGGAAGGCAAAAAUAUCCAGAAGAGAGGGAGGGCCAUCUAGGACACAAACCUAGACUUUGGAUCAAUUUUUCAUUUUAAAACUGUUAUGUUGUGUAAGUACAACUUAUAUCUGCAUAGCUAAAGGUAAAGUGAAAAUACGACCAUUAAUUUUUUAGUCUGAUAAGUAAUUUUUGAAAAAUAUGAACAAAGUAGCUUUAAAAAAUUCUUUGACAUCUGAAUUUUCCAUUUCUAUAUGUAUCAAUUGAAUUUGGUAAUGGUUAGAAGUUUAUUUUCCCAAUUUGUACACAUAUCCUUUAAAUGCUUCGAUGUGGAUGACAGCUAAGCAAUUGCUAGCUGAUAUUAUGUGAAAGUUAUGGGCUAAAUUAGAACCGGAACUUUAAUAUAAUCUGGUCCGGCUCCUCAGAGCUAUUCCCGUGUGAAUCUGGAUUUUGAAUUUGAAUCCAAAAAGCCACUUGUUCAAUUUUGCAACUGGUGUUCAUGGCUCACAGAUGCUUCAGUUCAUAUGAGAAUGAUUUGCUCUCUCUCUAUUAGAAUAUUUAAUCACCGUGUUAAACAUAAAUAUAAUUCUGAUCUUUUUUUCAUUUAUUUGGUAACAUUUGAGAAACAGCUUAUAUGGCUCGAUAUCAAUACUUAUUACUGUCACCAACCUAAUAAUACAAUUGGUGCCAGGUAAAAAUGCUUAAGUGAUAAUGUAAAUUUAAUUAGCUUUAAUUGGGGACAGUGAUUUACAAGGUGGUCUUAUGUGUUUGAGGCAGGGAUGUUUCCCUGUAACUUGUAAUUGCAUUGGGUUUUUUCUGUAGAGACAUUAACAAUAACAACAAUGACAGCAACAGACUGACUUUUGAACUUGAGUAUAUCUAACAGGUAGAAUAAAAUAGAUCUUAGAAUUCA
This is a messenger RNA of Heterocephalus glaber (naked mole-rat), 5911 nucleotides long. It is a transcript of the gene CUNH11orf87, whose product is annotated as chromosome unknown C11orf87 homolog. The record is from RefSeq and is a predicted model, not a curated record. Lineage: Eukaryota; Metazoa; Chordata; Mammalia; Rodentia; Bathyergidae.